This is a messenger RNA of Galeopterus variegatus (Sunda flying lemur), 1376 nucleotides long. It is a transcript of the gene ATXN10, whose product is annotated as ataxin 10. The record is from RefSeq and is a predicted model, not a curated record. The transcript has 9 exons. Gene Ontology annotation, cellular component: cytosol. The annotation marks the transcript as partial. NCBI's taxonomy places the organism in Eukaryota, Metazoa, Chordata, Mammalia, Dermoptera, Cynocephalidae. Gene Ontology annotation, biological process: neuron projection development.
AGGAGAGCCUGGGCUCUGCCUCCCGCUCUCCGGGCCUGGCCGCGGCGCAGCCUCUUGGCGGCGGCGGCGGCGGUGUCUGGGCUGUGCGGGGCGCGCCCACCUUCUCCUCCUCCUUUGCCUUCCUCCUCCUCGCCUUCCUCCUCCCCACCUCCUCCUCGCCCGGCUCGGCCGAGCUGAGAGCGGCAAGAUGGCGGCGCCCAGGCUGCCGCCUGCCAGGCUGUCGGGUGUCAUGGUGCCGGCGCCCAUCCCGGACCUGGAGGCCCUCCGGGCGCUCACGGCGCUCUUCAAAGAGCAGCGCAAUCGAGAAACAGCACCCAGGACUAUCUUCCAGAGAGUCCUGGAUAUCUUGAAGAAAUCUUCUCAUGCUGUUGAGCUGGCCUGCAGAGAUCCAUCCCAGGUGGAACAUCUGGCUUCCAAUCUGCAGUUAAUAACAGAAUGCUUCAGGUGUCUCCGAAAUGCUUGUAUAGAGUGUUCUGUGAACCAAAAUUCAAUCAGGAACUUGGAUACGAUUGGUGUUGCUGUUGAUUUGAUUCUUCUGUUUCGUGAACUACGAGUGGAACAGGAAUCCCUCUUGACAGCUUUUCGUUGUGGCCUGCAGUUUUUAGGCAACAUUGCCUCACGGAAUGAAGAUUCCCAGUCUAUUGUUUGGGUGCAUGCUUUUCCAGAACUCUUUUUGUCUUGCUUAAAUCAUCCAGACAAAAAAAUUGUUGCCUACUCUUCAAUGAUUUUGUUCACAUCCCUUAAUUUUGAAAGAAUGAAAGAACUGGAAGAAAAUGUCAAUAUUGCGAUUAAUGUCAUAGAAGCUCACCAAAAGCAGCCUGAAUCAGAGUGGCCGGUCUUGGUUAUUACAGACCACUUUCUGAAAAGCCCGGAAUUGGUGCGAGCCAUGUAUGCCAAACUGAGCAAUCAGGAAAGGGUUACAUUGUUAGAUCUUAUGAUAGCCAAGAUAGUGGGUGAUGAACCCCUGACCAAGGAUGACAUUCCUGUGUUUUUGCGCCAUGCUGAGUUGAUUGCAAGUGCCUUUGUGGAUCAGUGCAAGAUUGUGCUCAAGUUGACCUCUGAGCAGCAUACUGAUGAUGAGGAGGCGCUGGCUGCAAUUAGGCUUCUUGAUGUCCUGUGUGAAAUGACUGCUCAUACUGAACUGCUUGGCUAUCUACAGGUUUUUCCUGGCUUGUUGGAAAGAGUGAUUGAUCUCUUACGACUGAUUCAUGUAGCUGGAAAAGACACUACAAACAUCUUCAGUACCUCUGGUGGCAUAAGAGCAGAAGGUAACAUUUCAAAUAUGGUUGAGGGAUUUAAGUCUCAUCUCAUUCGUCUGAUUGGAAAUCUUUGUUACAAGAAUAAAGAUAACCAAGACAAGGUAAGAUUAUUUCUUA